GAUCUUCUGUUGUGCUUCCAGGAGCAUUCUACGACUCUUUGUUGCUGGGUUUUUAACUGGCUACGUUUCAUUGUUAAAUUAAAGAUGUGGCAUACAGACUGAUAACGGCAUUUUUUCCCAAAUCAAAAACCCCUUAAUAAUCGGCACUGAGACUCAUUGAUAGACGGGUUUCUCAGCCUAGUCUGGCGCCACAAUUGCCGGCCUUCCUCGAUUGGAUUUUCGAUAAGCACUAAGCUACACCACCCUGGCGCAUUCUCUCGACGUCUAGGAUGCUGCCGAGGUGGCCCUUCGGCUAGUCAUGCUUCCCCAGUCCUGCAGUUCAUUCAACGCUAGCGCACGGCAAUAUCCAAUAGAUGCCCUUGUUUGACGUUGCUGUUAAGUAAACGAAUCCAUUGUUUCCAGGACAUGCAUCUGCUUAGCGCACGGUUCUUGAACUCAACACUGGUGGUGGCGGCACCUGAAAAUCGCCAUGAUACGGACUUGGAGUGCGAAGCUAUCAGGGGAACUUGCGGGGUGUUGUUCCAUUCGCUUGGAGCCAAACCCUAGGUUUACAAUCUAGCUGAAUUCUCCUGGAGUCCGUGUAUAAAACCAACACUACAUCCGCCAUGAUCCCACUCUGAAGCUUGGAAUCCAUACUCAAACAAAGAAGAAUCAUCAACACAUCUAUAACCAUGCGCUUCUCCGUCGUCCUUGCUCUUCUCCCCCUUGCCACGGCUAUUCCUACUGCCAAGAGAGCCACUCCCGCUCCUCUCCUCACUCGGGAUGUCCAGCAGGCACACAUGGCCGACAAGUACAUUGUCAAGUUCAAGGAAGGCAGCCCCAUGUCUAUUGUCCAAGAUGCUUUGAAGCAUGUCACUGGAGAUGCUACCCACCAAUUCGAGCACAUCUUCCAGGGCUUUGCCGCCAAGCUGGACAAGCAGACGGUUGACCUUCUCCGCUACCUGCCUGAUGUUGACUACAUUGAACAAGAUGGUACCGGUUCCAGCACUGGAUACGUUACACAGACUGGAUCUACUUGGGGUCUUGGCCGCAUUUCCCAUCGCCAGAAGGGUUCAACAUCCUACGUCUACGACUCCUCCGCCGGAAAGGGUGUCUGCGCCUAUGUGACUGACAGCGGUGUUGACGAGAGACAUCCGGAGUUUGAGGGUCGCGCCCACCAAAUCAAGAGCUUUAUCCAGGGCUCCAACAUCGAUGACCUCGGCCAUGGAACCCACUGCGCCGGUACUAUUGGAUCUAAGAGCUACGGUGUAGCCAAGCAAAUUGAAAUCUACGGAGUCAAGGUCCUCAGCGCACAAGACAGCUUCCAGUAUUCUGACCUGAUUGCGGCCUACGACUUCAUUGCCCAGGACAGCCCUAAACGCAACUGCCCCAAUGGUGUCGUCGUCAGCGGCAGUCUUGGUGGCUCCAAGAGCCAAUCUCUCAACGACGCCGCCAACAAGAUGGUCGACCGCGGCUACUUUAUGGCCGUCGCGUCCGGCAACAACAAUGACAACGCAUCCUACUACUCGCCCGCCUCGGCUUCCAAGGUUUGCACUGUUGGUGGCAGCGACUCGAGCGACAGACGCUACACACAGUCCAACUAUGGCCCCGACGUCAACAUUAUCGGCCCUGCCGUCAGCGUCCUCUCGACACUUCCCAACAACGACUCGGCCUACUACACUGGCACAUCCAUGGCGACUCCUCACAUUGCUGGUCUGGCAGCAUACCUUGCUUCUCGUGACGGCGUCAAGGUCACGCCAUCCUUCUGCGGAAAGAUUCAAGACAUGGCUACCAAGAACGCCAUUGUCGAUCAGUCGUACAACACUGUCAACCUGCUUGCCUUCAACGGCAACCCAUCUGGUUGAUGAUCUUGGACUGAACCAACGUCAGCGCUGAAUCCCACGACAAAAUUUAUAUAUGGUAUAUAUGCAGUAUUUAUAAAUUCGUUUUCUUGUA
[Torrubiella] hemipterigena is the source of this 1935-nucleotide messenger RNA. The record is from the annotation of a GenBank genome assembly. Lineage: Eukaryota; Fungi; Ascomycota; Sordariomycetes; Hypocreales; Clavicipitaceae.